This is a messenger RNA of Hevea brasiliensis (rubber tree), 2607 nucleotides long. RefSeq lists its product as uncharacterized. The record is from RefSeq and is a predicted model, not a curated record. Bases 498 to 2363 code for a protein of 621 amino acids. The transcript is spliced from 5 exons. NCBI's taxonomy places the organism in Eukaryota, Viridiplantae, Streptophyta, Magnoliopsida, Malpighiales, Euphorbiaceae.
GAACAAUAAUUAAAAGUUUCGGACAACAAAAUGAGCAUGGAAGUCACCUUAAAUCUGCAACUGCCGUUGCCUAAGACCCAGCUAAUACCCUUAUGAUCAGAGCAUCAGACGGUUUCCGCUCUUCAUCAACAAUUGAGAGAUGCUUACCACUAUAUAAAUAUCAGCCCAAAUUUAAGUAAAUUCUCUGCAAUCAUCCUCUCUCUCGCUCUCUCUCUCUCUCUCUCUCUCUCUCUCUCGAUAGGGUGAUUCUCAAUCUCUCUCGCUCUUUCUCUCUCUCACUGGAAGAAAGCAAGAAGAAAAAGCACAGUUAUAGCAAUCAUGUGGAGGAUAUCAUGUGAUGUGACAUAAUAAUAAAGUUGACAAGGAUCGGCAUAUUUAAUAGGAGAUACAUCGAGGAAAUGGAAACAAAUUGAGGUUCCAUAGGUUGCCCCUUUAUGCAAAUAUCUAAUGGAUGGAUUAGAAUUGUGCAUGGAAUUAUCUAGGUUGCCAAACUUCCAAUGGAUGAAAUAAUUGGCGAGGAUGCUUUUAGCGGAACACCAAAAACUAGCAACGGCAAUAUUGAAGGUGAAAUGGAGAAAGAACAUAAGAUGGAAGAAGUGGAUAAUGAUGGUAAUAGUGGGGCCAUUGAAAUUGAUAGAGCUUCUUCAGAAAUAGUGAAGGUGAACGAUGAACAAUCAAUUUUGAUUCUUGAUGGUGAAGAGAAGGAACAAUUUUCAAAAGAAUUUGAUAUGGUUAUUAGGGGUGAAGAGGAGAAAGAAAAUAUGCAAAUAGAGAUGAAUAAUGAUAAUAUUGACAAUGUUGAAACUGAGAUAACUUUAUUGGAGCCAGUGAAGAUGAAUGGCAAAGAAUCAAUUUUGAUUCCUGUUGGUAAAGGGAAGGAAGAGCUUACAAAAGAGUCAAAUGUGGUUAUAGGACAUGACAAGGAGAAAGAACAUACAGUGGAGAAGUUGAAUAACAAGGAGAAUCCUAAUGAAGAAGUGGCACAUGUAGAAGAUACAAAAGAAGAGGUGAAGAAUGAAGAACAAAUAGAAGCUAUCUCCAAGAAAAUAGAUAAGUUGAGGAAGAAAGGAAAAAAGGCCUUAAAGAAGAAGAUGGCUUUGAAGGGUAAGAAUGAAGUGAUUGUCAAGGAUAUAAAUGAUCAAAAACCUUUAAACAAGAAGAACCUUCAAACUAUGGAGGAGUUGAAUAAUAAAGCAAAUGUUGAUGAUGAACUAGUGCAAGAAGAAGAUGAAAAAGAAAAGGUGAAGGAUGAAGAUAAAGUCGAAGAUAUUUCUCAGAAGAAAAAGGGGAGAAAAUACUCAAGGAAGAAGUUAGCUUUGAAGGCCAUCAAUGAAGGGACUGUCAAGGAUACAAAUGAGCAAGAACCUUCAAACAAAAAUGCUAAACUUAUGGGAAUGAUAUUUAUGUGUAGCUCUAAGACAAAGAAGGAUUGCUACCGUUACAAGGUUUUAGGUUUGCCAGUAAGCAAGAGAGAUGUUGUUCUACAAAUCUGUGAAGGGAUGAAGCUAUUUUUGUUUGAUUUUGACUUGAAAUUGCUAUAUGGAAUCUACAAAGCUACAGGACCUGGGGGUUACAAUAUUGAACCAAAGGCUUUCAAGUCUGCAUUCCCUUCACAGGUGCGGUUCAAUGUUUAUGAGGACUGCUUGCCUCUGCCAGAGGAGAAGUUUAAAAAGGUUAUCAAAGACAACUACUACCAGAAGAACAAAUUUGAUUGUCGACUGACAUCAGAACAGGUGAAGAAUUUGUGCAAGCUUUUUCGAGCUGCUAGCAAUACCUCCGAGUUGAAAGGGUUGCAAAGAAAUCCUGGAGCAAAGACACGUACAUUUACAGAUCGAGACAAGAGUAGAAAACGACAUCACAUAGCAGAAAUCCAUAAAUUUGCAGAUCAGGACAGGACUAGGAAGCGGCGCCUUGACACCUAUGAAAGGGAAAUUUAUGCAUCCCCUGUUGCACCUCUGCCAUCGUGUGUACCUUUACCCCGAGCACCAACUCUUGUACCCCCUCCACAAUCAUAUGCUUACGAACGGAUCUUGGAAAGGAAUGAUUAUAGAAUGGAUCCACCUGUUGAACAUCAGGACGGACUAUUUCGAGAUUUGGAGCUGAGGCGUCGAGAGCAGAUUAAGCAUGCAAGGUACCCAUUCCAUGAGCAUCAUGAUAGAUGGUUUCUAGAUUCAGAAAUGAGGUAUCGGGGGGAGAUUGAACACCGUGAUCCCGAUGUUCUAUACAGGGACCAUGAUCUCUCAUAUUCUGCUUCCCAGCCAUCUGAAUACCAACCUUACACAAGGACACUACAUCGUCCUGCUUCUCCUCCACAUGGUAUAGGUCUAUAUGAUCGGUAUGUUGGUGCUAGAUCCUGGUACUGAGAACUCAGAAGAUUUCUGAAAGUAUGAAACUCGUGGCAGCCACCUUGAAUUUGUGGAAAUUUCUCGAGUCCUGAGUCCAAAAUAUACCACUAGUUAUGAAGCCUGUCUACUUAGUUUCAGUUUUUGACUGUAUUUAGUGCAAAAUUUGGACUAUCUUUGAAACACGAAAUACUCUAGCUUAAAAGCAUCAUGUAAUAAUAUUCUUACCUGGAAUUUAUUUGGUUUUCUUUUGAUACUUCGAAAA